Caretta caretta (loggerhead turtle) is the source of this 3661-nucleotide messenger RNA. The record is from RefSeq and is a predicted model, not a curated record. NCBI's taxonomy places the organism in Eukaryota, Metazoa, Chordata, Testudines, Cheloniidae.
UGGCUGCAACUCGGUGCGCGCCGCUCGCUGGACUCCCUCGCCCCACAGCAUGGCCCCAGCUCGCCGCCUGCUGACCCUCGGGCUCUGCAUCGCCCUGUGCCUGUGGGGCACCGUGGCCCAGAAUAAUAGCGUACAAGGUACCACUGAGGACUGCAGCAACCAUGUGAUCUGCCCGUCAAACGCCAAGUGUGUAAACAACACCCACUGCACCUGCCUGGAUGGGUACUGGUCAGGAAAGAAUCGCCUCUUCACCGACGUAACGGAGAUCUGUGACGAUAUUAACGAGUGUCUGGAGCCGAGCCCGGCAGACUGUGGAGGCAACACAAACUGCUGCAACACGGCUGGGUCUUACUUCUGCACCUGCGUCAAUGGCUACGAGCCCCGCUCUGGGAAAACCAACUUCACACACGCGAGUGAGAACACCUGCCAGGAUAUUGACGAGUGUCGGGGCCCGAGCCCGGUAGACUGCGGACCCCACGCAAACUGCACCAACGUGCCUGGGAGUUACUCCUGCAGCUGCACCGAUGGCUACGAGCCCAGCUCUGGGAAAGCCAACUUCACACACGCGAGGGAGAACACCUGCCAAGACAUUGACGAGUGCCAGCGAAACGCCACAGUCUGUCAGCCCCAUGGGAACUGCAUCAACAUGCCAGGGAGUUACAGGUGUAAAUGCAGUUGGGGAUUUGGGAAGAGUCAAAGGGAUACCUCUAAGAUCUGCACAGACAUCGACGAGUGCCGCACGAUCCCAGAUAUCUGCGGCCCCAACGCCACGUGUAUCAACACUAUAGGGAGCUACCAGUGUGAGUGCCGGGCCGGCUACGUCCCCUCCAACAGGAACACGACCCUGUGCAAAGACAUCGACGAGUGCCGCACGAUCCCAGAUAUCUGCAGCCCCAACGCCACGUAUAUCAACACUAACGGGAGCUACCGGUGUGAGUACCGGGCCGGCUACGUCCCCUCCAACAGGAACACGACCCUGUGCCAAGACAUCGACGAGUGCCGCACGAUCCCAGAUAUCUGCGGCCCCAACGCCACGUGUAUCAACACUAUAGGGAGCUACCGGUGUGAGUGCCGGGCCGGCUACGUCCCCUCCAACAGGAACACGACCCUGUGCAAAGACAUCGACGAGUGCCGCAAGACCCCAGAUAUCUGCAGCCCCAACGCCACGUAUAUCAACACUAACGGGAGCUACCGGUGUGAGUACCGGGCCGGCUACGUCCCCUCCAACAGGAACACGACCCUGUGCCAAGACAUCGACGAGUGCUGCACGAUCCCAGAUAUCUGCGGCCCCAACGCCACGUGUAUCAACACUAUAGGGAGCUACCGGUGUGAGUUCUGGGCCGGCUACGUCCCCUCCAACAGGUGCCAAGAGCUCACCUGCCCAACGCUGCUGGAUGAUGACAACUCUGCAGAAGCCAAGAACCUCCUGGGGAGCUUCCAGGCCCAGGCGGGAAGCCUCUGCAGGGCGGCACUGGAGGAGCUGAAGCAGAUGAAGGUUCAGAGCGCUGAGCCUGUGAAGAGGCAGCUGAAGGGCUUCUUGGACAUUCUGGAGAAGGGGAUAAAUGUGGUUGGGCAGCAGAGCGAGAGCAUGGAGUGGAGACACCAGGCUGCAACGAAGCUGAUGGCCAUAGUGGAGAAGCUGCUGAGAUUGCUGGCCCUGACCCUGCCUGAGAGCAUGAUCAGCAUCACGUCCACCAAUGGCACAGAGCUGGGGCUGGCGGUCAGGAAGGCUGGGGUCCAGAGCCAGGAGACCGUGACGCUGCAGCAGAGCAAGACGCAGAUGGAAUUAAAGUGGGCCGGAGCCCCAGGGCAGGAAAAUAAAGGCUUCACCCUGGCCUGGCUGCUGACCUACCAGGGGAUGAGCCCCAUCCUGGACGGUGCUGCGCGGGUGGAGGUGCCCGAGUGGGACAAGAUCGGCCAGACGGGGAAGUGGGCGCAGGAACGGGGGCGGCCCAGCUACCGGGUGCUGUCUCCAGUGGUGUCGGCCUUCGUCAGUGACCUGGACACCCAGGCACUCAACCUCUCCGUCAGCCUCCGCUUCAGCCACCCGGUGCCGGAGAAGAAGGCCGACCUGCGCCUCCUCUGUGCCUACUGGGAGACCAGCACCAGGCGCUGGGGCACCCGCGGCUGCAACCUGCAGAAGUUGAAUGCCACCACCACCCGCUGCCAGUGCAGCCACCUGACCAGCUUCGCCGUGCUCAUGGCCUUCUACGAGCUGGAGGACUGGACCCUGGACAUCAUCACCAAGGUGGGGCUGGUGAUCUCGCUGCUGUGCCUGCUGCUCUCCAUCAUCACCUUCCUCUUCUGCCGCGCCCUCAAGGGCCCCCGCACCACCAUCCACCUGCACCUCUGCCUGGCGCUCUUCAUCGCCUACGCCGUCUUCCUCACCGGCUCCUCCAGCACCGGCAACCGGGUGGUGUGCGGCGUGGUGGCCGGGCUCCUGCAUUACUUCUUCCUGGCCGCCUUCUGCUGGAUGUGCCUGGAGGGCGCCGAACUCUACCUGCUGGUGGUUCAGGUCUUCACCCCCCACGGCCUCCGGCGCCAUUACAUGUUCCUGCUGGGCUACGGCGUGCCGGCCCUCGUCGUGGGCCUCUCGGCCGCCAGCUACCACAAGGGCUACGGCACGGCGCGCCACUGCUGGCUCUCGCUGAACAACAACUUCAUUUGGAGCUUCCUGGCACCCGUCUGCAUCAUCAUCGCGGUCAACGCCGUGAUCUUCGUGGUCACCGUCUGGAAGCUGUCCCUGAAAUUCGCGGACAUCAACCCUGACAUGAGCCAGCUGAAGAAGCUCAGGGUGCUCACCAUCACGGCCAUUGCCCAGCUCUGCAUCCUGGGCACCACCUGGAUCUUCGGCAUGUUCCAGUUCAACCAGCGCAGCCUGGUCGUCUCCUACAUCUUCACCAUCCUCAACAGCCUGCAGGGGCUCUUCAUCUUCCUGCUGCACUGUCUGCUCAAGCAACAGGUGAGGGACGAGUACCGCAGGUGGCUGAGGUGCGGUGGCCUCAAGGGACCGGCCAAGUACUCGGAGUUCAGCAGCUCGACCACCACACGGCAGGGGCUCCAGCCUUCGCAGGAGUCAGGGUUGUAGCACUCUUGCGCUCAGCCCAUUUCUGGACAACGCAGCUUUGCACGUGAGAAAACCCGGCCCCCUGCCCCUGGCCUGGCCGGGCCCGUGAGGAGCCCCACCACGCACCUGGACUCGCCGCACGCAGAUGCUUCAACGGUUGCCCAGUGGAACCUGCCAGGCAGCGGGGGGCACCAUUACACUGCCCAGCUGCCCCCACCUGCUGGUCACUCGCACCAGCCCCAGGCCUGCGUGCAGCGGCCAGGGGGGCAGCCGCUUGGCUCCCACGCGAUGUACUCUGGCCACCCGGGGGCACCUUUUCCUUUGGUACGAACGGUUCCCUCUCCCCGCCUGCGGCACCACGAUGGGCUGGGCCGAGUGCAUGCAGUGGAGAUGAAUCCAGCCAGCUGUGAUGAACCCUCCACCCAGGGUCUGCAGCAUCAGCCACUGCCCUUGGCUUCGAUGACGGUACCACACGGCCUGAGCUGCAGGAGGCAAGCAGCGGCCCCCAGGGCUCGGCUGUCUGUGUCUCAGGGGUGACACUUUUUUUUAAAAUGAUCUUUUUAAAGUUAUUAAAAUAAGUUUGUGACAAAAACA